Molecule: messenger RNA, 3045 nt
Organism: Perca fluviatilis (European perch)
Lineage: Eukaryota; Metazoa; Chordata; Actinopteri; Perciformes; Percidae
Product: formin-like protein 13
Exons: 17
Coding region: 184-2673 (829 amino acids)
Source: RefSeq, a predicted model, not a curated record
CUGAAAGAGGGAGGUGGUAGUAAGAGUGUUACAAAUCACAGCACUCACUGCCUUCACAAGUCAGAGGAGCAGAUCUCUGUUUGGGUCUUGCAUGACGGAAAAACAAAAUCUUUGCUAUAAAAAGAGGAUUAGUUUCACGGACUGAGCGGUUGCAUGGAUGUUUCCCGUGAAAUCUGAGCAGCUAUGAUGCCAAACUUAGGAUCAAAGAAGAAAGACAAUCUAUCCAGAAUGGACAGAUACACUGAGGACCUGCCACAGUUGAGCAAUGAGAUGCAGCUGAGCAUCAUGAACAAGGUGAAGAAUGGAGAGCUGUCCAUCGAGGAUGCCCUAAACCAGGCCAGGGAGCAGCUGGUCCAACAGAAGAACCUGGCUAAAGAGGAACAUCAACCCUCACAGUGCAACUUCAGUGUCUACAAGCACAGCCACUACAGGUGGCAGAAGCGAGUUCUUCAGAUUGAUUUCAAGACCAAAAUGCUGUGCAGCAUCAGCAAAGGAAUCGUAAAGCGACAACUUCCCUUUUCCAUUGUCAAGAGUUGUGAUGAUGGAGUAGGUUCCAGGUUCUCCAUUUCCUUUAAAGGACAUCAUGAUUAUGAUUUGGAGGCCACUUCGCUGGAGGACAAACACAAGAUGAUGCAGCUUGUGAAUCAGAUCAUUUACGGGAACAUAUUCAAUGAUCCUGAAGAGGACGAUGCAGAAACAUUUCAGCAGCCUCAAGUGUCACAAAAUCUUCGGGAAGGUGUCUUGUUACUGCACAGAGGUGGCCUGGCAUCAUUCAGAUGGGUGAAAUAUGAGGUCCAGCUCCACCUAGGUCAGCUAACACUGAUCCCCUUCAGGGGACAAGGCCCCGCUGACGGCGAGGUGACAUCCACGGUGCCCGUUUCCAUCGUGAUUCACCUGUCAGACGGCGACACCAGCGUACAGAAACCUCACAGCUCGGACACUUUCACCCUGAUCACCCACAAAAAUGAGUACCAGUUCCGGGUGCCUGUACCAGAUCAAGCAUCUCCCCCUGAGGCUGUCCAGAGGGAGCGAGAUGCUUGGGUCCAGGCCAUUGACAAACUGUGCUCAGACUGGAAGAGGAAGUCAAAGGGCGAACAAAUGUUUGUGGAAACAAAGAGUCCCCAACAUCUCAGCAUAGCCGAAGACACAGAGGACACUGACACAGAUCUUGAGUCAAGCGGUGGAUUGGGUGGCAUAAAUAAAUAUCCUCCAGUUGAUUAUGAAAAUCCCACUUCUGGCAGUGGAGACAAUUCAUCAGCCGGUGACACGAGUCAAAGUCAUCCCCCGGCCGGUUUUAUCAAGCCUGUUCCUAAACCUCGCAGCACGAAGAACACUGCUGUUACCAAGCCUGAUAUUUUGCCUCCCGUGCCAUCACCAACCUCCCCCGGUGUCUUAGCCUCAUCUUCUCCCACCUCCCCUCAACCCUCACCCUCCAAGACUGCCCUCACAUCCUCUUCCAAAGUCCCAGAGACUCCUAACCACGAAUCGGGCUCGUCGGUUGUGAAAACGCCUGCACCGCCGAUCAUCCCGCCCCCCCCCCCGCCUUUAGCCUUCAAAUUCCCGAUGCAUUUGGGAAAACCACGAACCAAGGCUUUCCACUGGGACCUAGUCACCUCAGAGAAGAUUGCAAAAUCAUUUUGGGUACAAGAAAGCAGCAGGAGGAUUGAAAUCGACAUGUCGCGCUUAUAUGAGCAAUUUUCCGUUAAAGAUCCGGGGACAUUUGGCGCGGCUGAGCCGACCAACACGCAGCAUAUUAUGCUCAACCAGAAGAUUGCACACAACUUCAACAUUUUCCUUAAAAGUUUUCCAGUGAAACCGGGCGAGCUGAAGGACAAACUGUUCAUCGUUAAUGAGGAAGAUGGAGGCCUGUCUGAUGAGCACAUCACCUCUCUGAGGAGGUACGUCCCCACGUUGGAUGAUGUGGAAAUGUACAAAUCUCACAAGGGACCGGUGACAGAGCUGCAUAUUGUGGAUCAGUACAUGCUCGAGAUGUGCAACAUCCCCUGCCUGAACACGCAGCUUGACCUGCUGCUGAUUCUGAGAGAGCUUCCGAUCAGCAUGAACGACCUGCAGCCUCUGAUUAACCAGAAGAUCAGAAUGUGCACGCAGCUGAACAACAGCAGGUCAUUUGUUUCCGUGCUGGAGUACCUCCUCGCCAUUGGCAAUUACCUCAACGAGAACGCCAGGAAGGAAAAGGCCAAGGGAUUCCGCCUCUCCUCCUUAACUAAACUCUCCCAGCUCCGUGGGAGAGACAGGAAGUUCACCUUGGCCCACGCCCUUGUGGAGCAGAUCAUGUUGCAUGAACCGUGCCUGGCCACUUUUACUCAGGAGUUGGCAGAAUUUGAAACUGUCCCUGGAGCUUCCAUCAAAGGCCUGACCGCAGAAGUAGAUGUCCUGAAGAAUGAACUGCAGAAAGUCAUUCAGUACAGGAAAACCUCCAGGAAGAGAAAUGCUGGGGUUCACCCAAACUUCUCCAAAGACCUGAAGAUGGCAAUUGAGAAAUAUAACACGGAUCUCGCUGCACUGACGAAGACGUGUGAGGAGAUGAAGAAACUCUACUCCGUCAUUCUGGUUAAAUUCGGUGAACUGGCGGAUCAAGACUCUCAGGAACUCUUUGGGUUGAUCUGUCAGUUCAUCCACGACUUCAAGCGGGCCCAUGCUGAAAUCAUAUGACUUAUACUGUAUAGAGUACAUAUGAAAGAACACCUGAGACUGCAGUGAUGCUUAUUAAAACAAACCAAACAGGUCUUAUUGUCUUAGUCACAGUUCAGAGAGAUUAAGAUACAAAAAAACAAAACAGGAAAUAACUGUUAAUGCAGUAUUUGAUAUUGAAGAUAGAGUAACAUGUUGCAUGGAUUUAUAUUUUUAGUAGCAUAUUAUAUAUUUCUCCUGUGUUGUACAGAUAUUUUAUUUUAUAAUGGGUACUGGAUGCAAUUCAUUGUAUAUGACACACAUUAUGAAGUGUAUAGUCAUGCUCAUGCACAUGGAUAACAGGAUGUCAGUGGAAAUUAAUUUUGUGAAUAUAAAAUUGAUUUACGUAUGUUG